Jaminaea rosea is the source of this 5620-nucleotide messenger RNA. Its product is annotated as phospholipid-translocating P-type ATPase. Bases 147 to 5378 code for a protein of 1743 amino acids. Gene Ontology annotation, biological process: phospholipid translocation. Gene Ontology annotation, molecular function: ATPase-coupled intramembrane lipid carrier activity; ATP binding; magnesium ion binding. The transcript has 4 exons. The record is from RefSeq and is a predicted model, not a curated record. Lineage: Eukaryota; Fungi; Basidiomycota; Exobasidiomycetes; Microstromatales. Gene Ontology annotation, cellular component: plasma membrane.
UGUUCCCAUUCCCAUUCCCAUUCCCAUCGCCUUCCUCUUCCUGCCAGGCCGGUCUUUGGUCACAAACACCACAGACUUGUCAACCCUGUCGCUGCUCGCGCUGAGCCGUCGUCUCUGGUAGACGCACUGCUAAGGGCCCACGCAAGAUGCCGGGCCUGCUACCGAGCAGACCGAGCUUCAGUGGUAGUCUGUCUGCCACUGGUGGCUCGCCUCGACCACUCUCCCCUCAUAAUGUCGACCCCAACAUCACGGCCCCUUAUGAUGAGGGCCCACAAUACGCCCCUUAUGUCUCCGACCCUACCCACCCAGACUAUGACCCUCGCAUCGACCCUGCGCUUCAGCUACGCACCGUACGAACGGCAGCUGCGUCCAUCGCCGAGUCGCACGCAUCUGAUGCUCGCAGAGAGGCAAAGAGGAAGAGCGACAAGAAGAAGAUGGGAAGGUCAAACACGCUUCUAAAUAAGCUCGGUAGAGGGAGAACGACGCGGCGAAAGAACGGCAGUCAGCAAGGAGGAACUCUCGGCGCUCUCAUUCAAGACGAGCUUCGUAUCGCAGGCCAGGGAAAGGGAGGAGCACAAGGGACUGGUGGGCAGGGAGUAGGCGUACCAUUCGAUUCUGCGCAGCAAGACAAGACGCCCGCAGUUCCUGUGGCUGACCUUGACGAAGAGGCAGAGCAGGAGGCUCAGAAGGAGGCCAAGUCAACCUCAAAUGGCCCAGCUGGAUCUCGGCGCAACAUCUACCUCAACAUGCCCUUGCCCUCCUCGGACCUCAACCGCAGCGGGGAACCCCGUACCAUGUACCCUCGCAAUCGAGUUCAGACAUCCAAGUACAACGUCGUCACGUUCCUGCCUCGCUUCCUCUUUGAGCAGUUUCAUCGACUGGCCAAUGUCUAUUUCCUCGGCCUCGUCGUGAUGCAAAUCCCGAGCAUCUUUGGCGCCACUCUGCCUCAGAUUGCCAUGCUGCCCCUCGUGGCCAUUCUGACGUUGACCGCCAUCAAGGAUGGCAUCGAGGACCACCGCCGACAUAUCCUCGACAACCAAGUCAAUAACUCGGCCGUCACCAAGCUCGGUGGCUGGCGCAAUGUCAACCAGCCCAAGGAUGCGCGUACCUGGCUGCAGAAGUUGCUUGGCUUGAGCGGGAGAGGGGAGGCCAAAAUAUCGCGAGGCGUACGCAAGCUGCGAGAGAAGGAAGAUGCCAUCGGUAUGAGGUCGAUGAGGGAGAACAAGUCAAAGUACCAGGCUGGCGCUGCCAUCACGCAGGACAGUCUGGCUCAGGACCAAGGCUGGGGCAUGUCGACCAUUGCGUCCGAAGGGGAGCGCGAAGAUGACUCGUCCAUCGCCCACAGCGCUCGCGGUCCCUACGGCGCCACUCCAAUGAGCAGGAACGACACUUCGAAGACAGCGGCCGACAUUCACCAUCCUCCAAGCAUUGGUGGACCAGGCUCCCAAGGAGUCGUUGACUACCGUCGUACCACCUCUGGCUCUGCACGAUGGGAGCGCACGCUGUGGAAGAAGCUCGAAGUCGGUGACAUUGUACUGUUGCGCGAGGAUGAACAGGUGCCCGCGGACAUCAUCGUCCUCAACUCGUCUGGUGAGGACGGCAUCGUCUUUGUCGAGACGAAGAACCUCGAUGGCGAGACCAAUCUCAAGCCGCGUCGAUCGCUCAAGGCCACUCGUGCGAUCCAGUCAGAAGAGGACAUCGAAGCGUCUCGCUUCCUCAUCGACGUCGAGCCACCUCACGCCAAUCUCUACUCCUUCACCGCCUUGCUCAAGUACACUCGAGGCGACGAGGAUGCGCCUCCCGACUCGAGCGCCUACGCAACAGCUGAAAAGCACGUCGAGCCAGUGACGAUCAAUGAGCUCCUCCUGCGAGGCUGCGCCAUCCGCAACACCGAAUGGGUCAUCGGCAUCGUCGCCUUCACGGGAAGCGACACGAAGAUCAUGCUCAACUCGGGUGAGACGCCAUCGAAGCGGUCGAAGAUCGAGAAGGAGACCAAUUGGAACGUCCUCGCCAACUUCGUAUUACUUCUCUGCAUGUGCGCCAUCUGCGCCAUUGUUGGAGGGCUUGCUUUUGCUAACACAGCGUCCAGCCGGACCUACUACGAGCCUGGUGCCCUUGACUCGUCUUCCAACGUCCUCAACGCCCUUGUCAUUUUGGGCUCGUGCUUGGUUCUCUUCCAGAACAUUGUGCCCAUCUCACUCUACAUCUCGAUCGAGCUGGUCAAGACGGUACAGGCUUUCUUCAUUUACCAGGACGCCGAUAUGUAUUACGAGCCGCUGGACCAUCCCUGUGUCCCCAAGACCUGGAACAUCUCUGACGACCUCGGUCAAAUUGAAUACAUCUUCUCGGACAAGACAGGCACGCUCACACAGAACAAGAUGGAGUUCAAAAAGUGCAGUAUCAACGGCGUCUCCUAUGGCGAAGGCGUGACCGAAGCCCAGCUCGGCGCCAUGAAGCGUGAAGGACAAGACGUCUCUCGCUUCUCCCCAGAGGCCCAAAAGGCGCAGCUGGAAGAGAACAAGCGGGCCAUGAUCCAGACGAUGACGAGGAGCUACAAGAGUCGAUACCUGCGCGAAGACCGGCUCACGCUGAUUUCUCACAAGCUCAGCGAGGACUUGGCUUCGGGAUCUCCGCCUGAUCAGAGGAGAGCGAUCAUUGCCUUCUUCAGGGCGUUGGCGCUGUGCCACACGGCUCUCACUGACAGGCCAGAUGGAGACGACCCAUUCACGCUCGACUACAAGGCAGAGUCGCCUGAUGAAGCGGCGCUGGUCGCCGCUGCUAGGGAUGUGGGCGCCGUCUUCCUCAACAAGACCAAUCAGCAGGUGGACAUUGAAGUCAUGGGCCAGCCCGAGCGCUACACCCCGCUCAAGGUCCUCGAGUUCAAUUCGACCCGCAAGCGCAUGUCUGUAAUUGUUCGCGAGCCCGAGGGGCGCGUUCUCAUGAUCACUAAAGGCGCAGACUCAGUCAUAUAUCAACGCCUACGCAAGGAUCAUCCCCAAGACCUCAAAGAGUCAACUCAACGUGACCUCGACGAGUAUGCCAAUGCCGGUCUCCGCACUCUCUGCAUUGCGUACCGCUACCUGGAGGAGAGCGAGUACAUAGAGUGGGCCCGCACCUUCGACGAAGCGGCGGCUUCAACCAGCGACCGAGAGGACAAGAUCGACGAUGCCUGCGAAACGAUCGAGCACGACUUCACCCUACUGGGAGCGACUGCGCUGGAGGACAAGCUGCAGGAGGGGGUCCCCGACGCAAUCGCUCAGCUGCACGAGGCGGGCAUCAAGCUCUGGGUCCUCACAGGAGACAAGAUGCAGACUGCCAUCGAGAUCGGUUUCUCCUGCAAUCUGCUCAACGCGGAUACCGAGGUGAUGAUCAUCUCUGCUGACCAUGAGGCGGGGACUCGUUCGCAGAUCGAAGCGGCUUGCAACAAGAUUGCAGCUGCGGGGAGGCCGAUUCUGGUGGAGAAGAAGAAGAGUAACAGCAGGGGCUUGGGAGGAAAGCGCAAGUCGACGAUUGGAUUCGAGCCUACCCCUGAGGCGAUUGCUGCUGCCGGGCCAACGGGGAAGACGAGCUAUGCCGUUGUCAUUGACGGAGACACACUGCGGUACGCCUUGGACCCAGCGCUCAAGCCUCUCUUCCUGGCAUUGACGACGCAGUGCGAGACAGUCGUCUGCUGCAGAGUCAGCCCUGCGCAGAAGGCUUUGACGGUCAAGCUGGUCAAGGACGGCAAGAAUGCGAUGACGCUCGCGAUCGGAGAUGGCGCCAAUGACGUAUCGAUGAUCCAAGAAGCACACUGUGGCAUCGGUAUCGCAGGCGUCGAGGGCGCGCAAGCGUCCAUGUCAGCAGACUACGCCAUCGGUCAAUUCCGCUACCUAACUAAGCUUCUCCUCGUCCACGGCCACUGGUCCUACGUCCGUAUCGCCGACAUGCACAAGGUCUUCUUCUACAAGAACGUCAUCUGGACCUUUACGAUGUUUUUCUUUCAGCUCUACUGCGACUUCAACGCAACCUACCUCUACGACUACACCUACGUGCUCCUCUACAACCUGGUCUUCACGUCGCUGCCCGUCAUUAUCCUCGGCGCGCUCGACCAGGAUUGCAAUGCCAAGGCGCUCCUCGCGUUUCCGCAAACGUACAUGCGCGGAAUCAAGGGGCUGGAGUACACGCGAACUCUCUUCUGGCUCGCAAUGCUGGACGGCAUUUACCAGUCGUGCGUAUGCUUCUUCGUUACCUACGCCUGCUGGUCCUUCUUCCCCGUCGUAUCGGCGGACGGCCAUUCAAUGGACGGAAUCUGGAUCUUUGGCACGACUAUCGGAGCUGGAGCAGUCAUCUCUGCCAAUCUCUACGCAGGUUUGGCCAUGCGCUACUGGACUAGCUUGGUUUGGGUGGUGCAGCUCGUCUCUAUCCUCUCGUACCUCGUCUGGGCGCUCGUCUACAGCGCGUUCGACGGGACACUGUACACGGACACGGCGUACUGGGCUAUGGGUACCGUCAUCUUCUGGUGUCAGAUCCUCCUCAUCGUCACUCUGUCGCUCCUUCCACGCUUCUUCGCCAAGGCGUGGCGCACCAGCUUCAUGCCUACGCAAGUCGACCUAGUGCGCGAGAGCUGGAUCAAGGGCGACCUGAAGCAGAAGCUUGGCCUCAAGGAGAAGCCAGACGCGAGCCUUACUGAUGUCGAGACGGGCAAUGAUGUCAUCCGAGAGGAGCCGUACCGUAGUCGCUCGCGCUCAUCAAUGCGCGGCGCUGGUGGCAAUGAUAGUGGCGAAAGUGGCGGCAUGUCGACGUCACCCUCGUGGGAAACGGCGGACACGACGCAGCGUCAAUUGCGCAACUCGAAGAUGUGGCAUGACGGGCGCGGUACAAGGAUGAGCUACUAUGACCCGGAUAUGCUCGUUGGCGAGCCAGGCAGUGGACCCUCGUCGCGAAGAACGUCGCGUACGCCUGAGUCGCUGGGCCAGGAGGCCUUUAGUAGCCAUCACCAGCAGCAUCAGCCGGAGCAGUACGAGCGACAGCAACGGCCCACUCGUGCGGAUCACGCGACGCCCAUUCCUCAGAUCAACAUCCAGCGAGCUAGCGGCGCGAGCUCCAGCUUCUACCCUUACCGCCAGUCAGCGGAGUACAGCGAUGAGGAGGACGACGAGGAGGACAGAAUUGGUCACAAUGGCGCUGGAAGGAGUAGGGUGGCGCUCGUCGAUGAGAAUGGCAACGUGCGCGGCGAAGAGUACCGUCAAGCCGGGUACCGAACCCAGCCACGCCGCGACCAGCAUCACGACGAUGACGAGCUGGAGGAGGAUGAUUACGAUCACAUGCGCGAAGUCAGCGACAUUUCGUGGCAUACGGCGGAUGGUGAAGAUGGAGGAUCAGGCGGUGUCGCGAGAUGAUCGCAAUGACGGCGUUCAGCUGUCGCUAUUUUAUUCCUCAAGACGACUUCAUUUGACCUUAACUUUUACCCAUUCAUCAACGGACUCUGUAAUGUAGCGCUACGAGUGGUGCGGCGCCCCCUCUUUUCUUUCCUUUUCUUCAGUUCAUCUCUUUUGUCCCACCUUUACUACUUCUCCCUUCCUCCUCUGGCCCUUACCCUUUGUAAAUGCGAAACACCACAGCGGUAUCGAUCUUGACGUUG